Molecule: messenger RNA, 2018 nt
Organism: Pseudocercospora fijiensis CIRAD86
Lineage: Eukaryota; Fungi; Ascomycota; Dothideomycetes; Mycosphaerellales; Mycosphaerellaceae
Exons: 3
Coding region: 1-1239 (412 amino acids)
Biological process (GO): peptidyl-L-cysteine S-palmitoylation; protein targeting to membrane
Cellular component (GO): endoplasmic reticulum; Golgi apparatus
Molecular function (GO): protein-cysteine S-palmitoyltransferase activity
Source: RefSeq, a predicted model, not a curated record
AUGCCUCCAUCGAGGAAUCGGGUCUCGGUUGCCACGGCCAGAUUCAUACCAGUAUUUCUCGUGGCAAUCGUCGUUUACGCAUCUUACACGGUGGUUGGACCCCUCAGCAUCGACUAUCUAAUCAACGAUCCAAACGACGCCGACAUUGAUCGGAAACAACGACUGACAGCUGGAUUGGCCAUACCGAUCGUCUAUUUUGUGCUACUUAUUCCAGUCGCGAUAGCAUGGCUCAGACUACUUGUCACCGUGUUGCGCGAUCCUGGAUAUGUACCUCUAGGCGCCGAGGAGAAGAUCGAACGCCCAAGUAUUCUUCAGCCUCAGCCUGGACUUGAGGCGUUCUGGAUGCGGGAUGUCUUUGUAUGCGACCCUAAUGGACUGCCGAUCUGGUGCGAUUAUUGCCACACUUGGAAGCCCGACCGUGCUCAUCACAAUCAAGAUGUUGGAAGGUGCACGCGAAAGAUGGAUCACUUCUGUCCAUGGGUUGGUGGUGUCGUGGGAGAACGGUCCUUCAAGUUCUUCAUCCAGUUCUUGUUCUAUACAAUGAUCUUGACCGGAUACCUCACAGGCGUCUUUGGAUUCUAUGUCUCCAAGUCCAAGCAUAAUGUCCACUGGUUCGUUGUUCUGGGGCUGGCUGGCUUCUUUUGCCUCUUCUCCGCCGGUAUGGUCAUGAAUAGUAUGAACAUGGUUUUCAAGAACACAACAACGAUCGAGAUGAUCAGGGGCAGAAUGUUACCGUCAAGGCAUGAAUCAGCAUCUCCAGCAUCGAAGCUAUACAAAGGCACUAUCACAUACCCGCUGCACCUUCCAACAGACAGGCCACCGAUACCUGCACCCGUUCCUCGAACAUUUGCUAUUCUGGAAGCGCCCCGAGGCUUGAAUCCAUGGAAUCUUGGCAGCGCAUGGCUCAACUUCAAAGCAGUCUUCGGAUCCGAGCCACACGAAUGGGUGCUGCCGUUCAGGCACUCGCCUUGCUGCGAUCACACAUCACAGAUAUCCGAAUUUCCGCUGGGACCGGAAUUCGAAGUUCUAUUGAGCGAUGCCGGCCUAGUCCGACCGCCGACCCCGAGACGAGAGCGACGGCCUAGUAACACCCCGAGCCGGAGGAAGAAGCGAAGGCUCGACGCUGGAUGGCAGGACGGCGAGAGACCAGAUGGCUGGGUGAGUGAAAAGGAGGCUCGUCGCAUCAGAAACGAGUGGCGAAGAAGACAGAAGCAGAGUAGAGAUGACCAAGUGCCUUAAAACUGACCUCAGAAUUUGCUGGAUGUUCCGAAGUGCUACAGAUAUGGAUCUGGAUGCGAACGGUUGGACCUAACUAUCCCACUAAGCAUGUGCGCAAUAUGCAAUUGACGCCUUUGCCCUACCGCGCGCAGUGAAGUGCCGGGAGAACGGAAAAGAAGAACGCCAUGUACUGUUAACUAUCUAUUCCUACGCCUUGCAACAACCAGAGACCUCAGGCGACAGAAUUGGAAGUGACCUCCGUCACGCCAAAGCCAAGAUCUGAAACGAACGCUAAGUCGAGCCGCCAAGACAACACCCUUCGACAUCAACAUCAUCUAUCUCUACAACAUGGUCUGCCCAGAAGCAUUAGCACAGGCCAGAAAUCAUAUUGUGAUACGGUAACCUACCAUAAGCUCGAAGAAAGAUGUGGCUUUAUUCUGAGUAGACCUUGCAGUAGGCGCACUUGGUAUGGCCACAGAUCGAGCAUCUAUAUCCAACCACCGCUGGAUUCAUGGUAUUUUGGCAGUUCGAACAGAUCCUUGUCACGAUCAGCACCCUAAUAUCUGGAGAGGUAUCCUGCCACUUACCACCACCCUCGCAUGUUUUGACGAGCCAUCCAAACUCUUCCGUCCUGACGAGCCUGAUCAACGUCGUGGACCUGCUGCUGGGGAACUGCAGCGGUAGUGCUACGUCGAUCGGCAGCGGAAGCCAUGUUGUUGAUAACUUGUGUCUGGCCCUUCAUGAUGACUUGCACCACUGUCGAUAAGUGACCAAGGUGUAGAAUGUGGGUCUCCUGGUCU